This is a messenger RNA of Mycena indigotica, 1722 nucleotides long. RefSeq names its product L-methionine transporter. The record is from RefSeq and is a predicted model, not a curated record. Gene Ontology annotation, cellular component: membrane. Gene Ontology annotation, molecular function: L-amino acid transmembrane transporter activity. The coding region runs from base 1 to 1722 and encodes 573 amino acids. NCBI's taxonomy places the organism in Eukaryota, Fungi, Basidiomycota, Agaricomycetes, Agaricales, Mycenaceae. Gene Ontology annotation, biological process: amino acid transmembrane transport. The transcript is spliced from 14 exons.
AUGUACUCUCCCAAAGGCUACUCUUCGCCACGCUCAUCUCACGACUCCGAUGACUCUCUCCGCGCUCUCGAAGUCUCAGAUGGCCCCGAAAUUCCGGUAACACGAACUACCAGGGGGCGCUCUUACUCGGUCUCUGGUUUCGAGUUCGACCUCCUUCCGCUCAGUGCAAGUAUAGGCGAUCCAGAAAUAAUGCAAACUGAACACGCGGGAGAGAAAAGUGUGGGGCUUGUAAAUGGUAUAGCUCUAAUUGUCGGGCUGCAAAUAGGCUCUGGAAUUUUCUCCUCCCCUGGUGUGGUUGUUGCAAACACCCAUAGUGUUGGCGCAAGCCUUGUAGUUUGGGCUGCGAGUGGCCUUCUUGGCUGGACUGGCGCUAGCUCUUUUGCCGAGCUAGGAAGUGCAAUCCCUAUGAACGGUGGAGCUCAAGCAUAUCUUGCCUACGCCUACGGAGAACUGCUCUCGUUUCUAUUCGCGUGGACAGCUAUCAUUGCGCUCAAGCCCGGUGGAAACGCAGUCAUUAGCCUCAUCUUUUCUGAGUAUAUAAACCGGAUUAUCUGGCACACGGGCCGGGCUGAAGUCUCUCCAGAUGACAUACCACAGUGGGCUAUCAAACUAGUAGCUAUCGGCGCUGUGGUUAUUGUAACCGGAUUCUGUGUCGCAGCUCGCAAACUAGGCACCCAUGUUGCGGUUGUUUUCACGACUAUCAAGGUCGCUGCUCUCAUAUCAAUGACAAUUCUUGGAAUCAUUCAACUCGCAAGGGGGAAGCAGUCAACGUCGUUGACGGAACCUUUGUUUGCGGGCUCUAGUACAAGUCCAUCAGCAUACUCAUUGGCGCUCUACUCUGGUUUAUGGGCAUUCGACGGCUGGGAUCAAGCUAACUAUGUCGGGGGCGAAAUCCAGAACCCAGAGAAAAAUAUUCCCAGAGCCAUCCAUUCGAGCAUGUCGAUUGUGACGUUAUUAUUUCUGCUGGCUAACCUGGCAUAUUUUGUUGUUCUUGACAAGGCAAGUCGAAGGAAACUCAGUCAAUUUUUCCCCUCACAACUUGCACAACAGAAUACGAUUAGUCUCAGUAACACUGUAGCAAUGGAUUUUGGCAGGGCACUAUUUGGACCAAUUGGUGGCACUAUAUUUGCGUUUAUGGUCGCGAUUUCAUGCUUCGGUGCACUCAAUGGGUCUUUCUAUACGUCAUCUCGUUUGGUCUAUGCGGCCGGUCGCGAAGGCUAUCUUCCUGCAAUGUUCGGACGACUCCACUCAACAAGAAAAACGCCAAUCAACGCAACCCUUCUCCAAGCAGGCAUUACCACCACAUUUAUUCUCAUUGGUGGCGGGUUCCGCUCUCUAAUCAACUUCUCCGUUGUUGCAUCUUGGGCAUUCUACUUCCUGACGGUACUUGGCCUCGUUAUUCUCCGAGUAAAAGAGCCUCUAUUAGAAAGGCCAUAUAAGACAUGGAUCAUUACGCCACUCACCUUUUGUGCGGUUGCGCUCUUUCUGUUGUGUAUGCCCAUCAUUGCUGCUCCUCUUCCCGCAGUGGCUGUGCUUGGAUUUGUUCUGGCUGGAGUUCCCGUCUAUUACCUCACACAUCGGUCAGAGCGGGAACUCCCCGCUGUUUUCGGGUGGAUAGCUCCCUUGGUCACGCGAUGGCGAGGACGACCAGCAGGAGAAGGAUGGCAAGCAGUAGCCACCGACGGAGACGAGCCGAUAGAGAUUACGCAGAUUAGAAGAUGA